AUGGUCAAACCCCUAACAUUCAAAGGCGACAAGCCUAAAAAACGCAAGAUCCGCACCGAACCCACCGAACCUCAAGCCUCAAAAUCCCGCAAAACAGCCACCUCCCCAGAACCCGAAGAGCCUUCCCCAGACGACCAAAGCUGGGUCUCCGCCGACGCCCCAAGCGACAUCUCCGGGCCCGUCGUCAUAGUCCUCCCCUCCGACGACCCAUCCUGUAUAGCAAGCGACCCGAACGGCCAAGUCUUCGCCAGCAAGCUCGAGAACCUCGUUGACAACGACCCGGCCACCGCGGAGCCGCACGAUGUGCGCCAGGUCUGGGUAGCGUCGCGGGUUGCCGGGACGGAGUCGUUUAGUUUCAAGGGGCAUCAUGGGAAGUACCUCUCCUCCGAUUCACAUGGUCUCCUUAGUGCUACCGCGUCGGCGGUCAGCCACUACGAAUCCUUUCUCAUUAUUCCGUCGCCGGAGGUUUCUGGGACAUUCUCGCUGCAAACGCAUGGCGGAGAUGGCGAGCUGUUCGUCUGCGUGAAGGAGAAUAGUAAGGCUACGGCUGGUGUUGAAAUUCGGGGGGAUGCGGACUCGAUUUCGUUCGAGACGACUGUGCGCGUGCGCAUGCAGGCGCGGUUCAAGCCGAAGCUACGGGCUACUAAGGAGAGUAAGGCUUAUGAGAAGAUUAGUAAGAAGGAGUUGGAGGGGAUGGUUGGGAGGGGGUUGACUGAUGAUGAGGUUAAGAGGUUGAGGAAAGGGAGGAAGGAGGGGAAUUUCCAUGAGGUAUUGCUGGAUGUGAAGGUUAGCGGGAAACAUGAUAAGUGGGCUUGA
Penicillium bovifimosum is the source of this 816-nucleotide messenger RNA. RefSeq lists its product as uncharacterized. Lineage: Eukaryota; Fungi; Ascomycota; Eurotiomycetes; Eurotiales; Aspergillaceae. The record is from RefSeq and is a predicted model, not a curated record. The transcript has 2 exons. The coding region runs from base 1 to 816 and encodes 271 amino acids. Gene Ontology annotation, molecular function: actin filament binding. Gene Ontology annotation, cellular component: striated muscle dense body; catalytic step 2 spliceosome; nucleolus.